Cordyceps fumosorosea ARSEF 2679 is the source of this 4632-nucleotide messenger RNA. Its product is annotated as nuclear pore complex subunit Nup159. The record is from RefSeq and is a predicted model, not a curated record. Gene Ontology annotation, cellular component: nuclear pore. Gene Ontology annotation, biological process: protein import into nucleus; RNA export from nucleus. The transcript has 2 exons. The coding region runs from base 1 to 4632 and encodes 1543 amino acids. Gene Ontology annotation, molecular function: protein binding; structural constituent of nuclear pore. NCBI's taxonomy places the organism in Eukaryota, Fungi, Ascomycota, Sordariomycetes, Hypocreales, Cordycipitaceae.
AUGGGUUUCGGUGCCUUCGCACAAGGCGUAAUGGGCGGAGGAGGCAAUGCUGGUGGUGCAGUUGAUGGGCCGCCACUACCUACCAUUCAAACAGAGGCUCUCGGUUUCCAGUCUAUUGCCGGCGACGCGAAAGUCCGCUUAACGAGUCCAUGGCCUCAACAACCGCCGCCGACCGCUUCGCUCCUGAGCAUCGCUCCGAAACGGGGGCUCGCCGCCGCCGCGGGCCCCGACUUCAUUGCUUUUGCCACGACAGAAUCUAUCCGCAAGGCUUUUGACGCGCCCAAAGAGGGCGAUUCGGACGUGCGCAGCUACGAGCCGCAGCUCAAGAUACCGAUGCCCAUGCGCAUCUCACAGCUUGCAUUCACUGCUGACGAGAACUAUCUGCUGCUCUCAGCAGAGUCGGGUGGCGGCCUCGCCGUAUACGAGGUGCAAUCGCUACUGCAAGGCUCGACCGCGUCAGCUUUUGAGCUGCCGACCGGCGGUCAGGCGCUCCGCGCUCUCGCGCCCAACCCAACCGCCGAGAAGGCCGAGCUGUGCGCUAUCGUCACGCAGUCCGGCGAGCUCUUCAUGACGAAUCUGCGCGAGAGGCAGGUGAGCAACGCGCUCAAAUCGCAAGUUAGCUGUAUCAGCUGGAGUGCGAAGGGUAAACAGCUUUGCGCUGGCCUGGGCGAUGGGUCCAUCCAUCAAAUGACGCCCGAGGGAGAGGCGAAAGCGGAGAUCCCCAAACCUCCCAGCCUUGAAGACUGCCAUGUUUCUUCACUCACUUGGCUCGAAAACCAUAUCUUUCUAGCUAUUCACUCUGCCAACAAUUCCCCGUCAGCUUCCAUCUACCAUAUCAUCACCAGAGAGCCUCCUUCAUCCUUCCAAUUCCGAAAGCUCGCCGACCCAGUCGAGCCCUUUGGUGCUGACAAGACGCCUCACCAUACCUUAUUGCGUCUGCGCAACUUUGACCCUGACCUACAGGAACUGCUCAUGGUUUCCUCAACGGCCUCCACCGACGUCGGCCUGCUGACCCGAUCGAAAAAGGCGCUUGCCAAUGACUGGCAGGCGGAUCAGAUUACAGGUAUUUUCACAACGACUGAACUCCUUGACGACACGCGGCGCCCAACGCUCCCCAUGACCGAGUCAAUGGAUGACUCCGUCCCAGUUGGUGUUGGCCUGGAUCUAUCGAGUAAAGAGAAGGUCUACCGCCCCAUCCCCUCGGACGAGGAGCUCAAGGAAUCACCAAGCCCGCUGCCAGGUCUUUGGGUGCUGACACACGAAGGCAUUCUCUGUGCUUGGUGGCUCGUAUACACGGAUUCAAUCAGACAAGGAACUAUAUACUCGGGCCUUGCUGUUGCUGGUGACUUGGCUGCCAAUCCUCCUCCAACACAACUUGCCAGUACCACACCGGUCAACUCUCCAUUUGCCUCAUCAAAGGUAUCUGCUUUCGGUUCUACCACACCUGCGGCGCCUGCCUUUGGGGCUUCCUCCGCGCUGGGUCAAAAGUCUUCCCCUUGGGGCUCCGGGGGUGCAGCCGCCACUACCCCUUCGCAGACGGGAGGGGCCACGUUCGGGCAGAGCAGUUUCGGCAACGCGCCAUCAACGCCGGCCCCUGCUUUCGGAAAACCUGCGUCCAUUGGCUUUGGUCAGUCGUCUCAGCUGGGUAUGAGGACUUCGCCUUGGAAUGUCGGCGGCGGUAACUCCACGCCCGCAUUCGGGCAGUCGAGCUUUGGAAGCUUUGCCAAUGCCAAUAACCAAAGUCCAUUUGCAAGUGCAGCCGGGUCCAAUAACAACGGGUCUGCCCCGACGGCUCCAUCCUCAGGUGGCUUCUCCGGCUUUGCUAAAAACACAGGUGGCUUCGCAGCCGUUUCAAAUAACAACUCUGGCUCAAAUCUUUUUGGCAGCGGUGCCGCUAAACCAGCCAGCAACCCGUUCGCUUCCCCGGCACCGGCUGCCAGCAACCCUUUCAUACCUACGGAGAAGGCAUCCGGGGGCGUGUUUGGCUCUACUCCCUUCAAGCUCGAGAGUUCAUUCAAGCCCGACCCGUCGGCCAAAGACGACUCUAACACACCCGCAGCUUCUGGGUCGAUGUUUGGCAGUGCGUUUGGGUCGGCUCUAGCCGGUGCUGGGAAUGGCGCAGACUCCUCGAUUUCUAUCGCUAAAGACGAUGAAAUGGGAGACGAUGACGCCCAACCACAAGCACUGCAACCGCCAAAGUCGAUCUUCGCGACCAAGUCGGUUGUUGAGGAGUCGACUACGCCCACUACCACGCCUGCGCCAAAUCGGUUUGGGGCCGUCACUUCACCUGCUCCCGGCACGUCCCUUUUCGGGCAGCCCACAAAACUUGGCGGCUCUUUCUCUGGAGGCAGUCUCUUUGGUUCAAAGACGGAGUCUAACGAACCCAAGGCAGCCACUGGUCUCUUCUCUCAGACUCCAGCGGCCCCCGAAACGGAACAGCCUGCCAAGAAAGAGCUUGAGGCUCCGCUGCCUCCGGAUGCAACCAGCAGACUGUCGUAUCCCUUGGGUGAGUCCUCAUCGUCUUCUGCAUCUCCAAGUUCUACUAGCCAACUGUUUGGUUUCACACCUCCAGCGAAAGCGAAACAGGAUGAGGAAUCUCCUCCUCCCGUCUCACUCGCAUCGAAACCUACGAAGUCUGCAGAGGACAAGCUAGCCGAGGACGCCCCAUUGCCUCCCUUCACCUCGGCGCCGAAGGACGCAAAGGCGGCUGAGCCUGCACCACUUCCACCGUUUACGCUUCCGAAGUCAGCUAAGAAGGCCGAUGACGCUCCGCUACCACCAUUUAUCCUCCCUAAGUCGACUUGCGCUGAGACCGCACCUCUCCCUCCAUUUGGAGCGGCUAAGUCAACCAAAGCGGCUGAAGCCGCCUCCCUUCCUCAAUCUACGGCACCGAAGUCUACAAAACCUGUUCAAUCUUCGCCUUUGUCUUCUUUCAGCGUGAAAUCGACGACUGGAAAGGAGGAUUCGUUGUUUCCGUCUGGAGAGACAUCUCUGUUUAAGUCGAUUAAAUCAUCCGGCCCAACCCCGGCUUUUGUAGCGCCAGUUGGUCCGCUCCCGCCCGACUCUGACGAUAGUGACGACGAUGAUGGUGAGGAGGUUGAAGAGGAAGAAGAAGUCGAAGAAGAGGACGACGACGCCGAAUCGGAGGGGAGCGGCGUUGAUGUCGCUAAGGAUCUCAGCCCAAGCACUACUGGACUUAUACAGACACCCGGCCUUACACCUCAGAGCUCGUUCGGUGGAAUGACUAGCACAACUCCCGCUACAGCCCGCCCUGAGCAAAAUGCCGGUCGGCCGCUGUUUGGCGAAGUGGCCCGCAAUGCGCCCUUAUUCGGCAAGCCGAAUAAUAAAUCAAGCCCCCGAUCGCCUAGUCCUUUGCGCGGUGCUAUUCCGAACCGCGUUGUCCGCUCCGAGGCCACAAGAUCUGUCAGUGCGCCUGGUAUGGCCUCUCAGAUUCUUGGGCACAAGAGCACGCAAUCACACCUCGCCCAGUCAAUCACGAGUCGCCAGCAAGAAUCCAGCGACCCAUUCCUGCUGCAACAGCGAAAACUUCGCGAACAGCAAGAGGCAGCAGAGGCCAAGCCGCUUGUUGAUAAGGAGGAUGAGGAGAUCCAAAAGAUUUUAGCUUCAGAGGUUGAGCCCACACUAGAGCUGGAUGAGUUUAUCGCCCAUUCGAAUGUGGCUCCUCCAGCGGAGGAUAGUAUUCCUGCACAGGUUGAGGCCGUUUACCGCGAUAUCAAUUCCAUGAUCGAUACUCUCGGUCUCAAUGCUAGAGCAGUUAGAUCAUUCACUCAAGGUCACAGCGCACCUCUCGGCGACGAAGGCCGUACCAUGGAAGAUCUUGAGAUUGCUGAUGACUGGGUUCUAUGCGAAACAGACGACCUGGAGGAGGUGCUUUCGGAAGAGCUUCAUGCCGACCUUGAUUAUGCGCGUGUCCAAGAUCUUCCCGAAAAGCUUGAGGCCUGCCAGGAGCUAGCCAAGGACAUGCAUCGGCUGCGUGCCAAGCAAGAGGAUCUGAAGAGAGUCAUCCUUGCCCGAAUGGACCCCGAUCAAGCAGAUGUUGCCCGAUCGCUUCCACUCAGCGCAGAGCAAGCCGCGCAGCAAAAUGAGCUGCGCCGCGAGUACGCCAACUUUACGAAGUUGUUGACACAGGCGGAGGAAGCUCUCACCCUGCUCAAGGCACGCAUCACCUCUGCGUCUGGCCUUUCAGGCAAGGCUGCCGGCCAUGUGCCUACGGUCGACGCCGUAAUUCGCACCAUAACCAGAAUGACGACAAUGGUUGAGAAGCGCAGUGGCGAUAUCGACGUCUUGGAGACUCAACUCCGCAAGAUGAAAUUGGGCUCCGUCAGCCGCGAAGAAUCGCCGAUGACGCCUCAGGCACGACGCAGCCGUAUAUUCUCACCGGACUCGACGCCGUCGCGUACGCUACGCCAUAGCAUCUCGUCCAACAGUGGUCUGCUAUUCGGUCAAUCGAUGCGUGCGACGCCGCCGAGAAAGAAGCUCAGCGGUUUCAGCAAGGAGGAAAAGGGUGAUCUCAUGGAUAAGAGGACUAGGAGACGGGCUGUACUGGAGAAACUCAGGAGCAGCGUGGAGAAGCGCGGCGUCAACGUAUGGAAUAUGGAGGACGUGGAAUAA